Molecule: messenger RNA, 3460 nt
Organism: Oxyura jamaicensis (ruddy duck)
Lineage: Eukaryota; Metazoa; Chordata; Aves; Anseriformes; Anatidae
Product: SET-binding protein-like
Exons: 1
Molecular function (GO): DNA binding
Source: RefSeq, a predicted model, not a curated record
GUAUAUGACAGGCCACAGAAACAUUCUGCUCUGCACUAUGAUCCAGGCCUCCAACAAGACUUCACUGGUGACACCUUAAAAUCAAAGUACCAGCAGAAAAGUAGCAACCAGCACCGUCUUGACUGGUCAGCAAGCUCCGACACUUUAUCCACUUCUCAAAGUUGUUUCAUCAACGCAGAACCCAGUCGAGAAGCAGUUAGUGCCACCAAGGUCACCACUCCAGAACCAGGAGUUUCCUUCAGCAAAUCCCAAGCAAAGAAGUCCUGUGCCAGUAGCACAUGGGGGCAGCUGUUGGCCAGCGGCAAAGAGCUUGCCAUCUACAGUGCAGUCCCAUCGCCCAACAACAUUAGUGCGGCUGCCCAGCCAAGCAGCACUUCUGAGUGCAAUGGGCUGUUGCCUCUUGGUAAUCAAGAGGGAGGAGUGCAGCUGGAGGCUCCCGAUCAGCCUGCUGGGAGUACAAAGAAGUCCAGCAAAAAGGACUUGAUAAGUCAAACCAUCCAAACUGCAGACAUUGAAUGGGUGAAGAGCGCUCAGAAAGCAUUUGAUAGCAAAUCCAAUGACAGCAUGGAAGGAAAAAAGGAGUCUUACUCGAUGGACACUGUGUUGGAUGCAUCACCCUUGCAGAAUCCCACUUCUGCUAGCAGUUGUGAAAGUGACACCAGUCAUGUACGAAUUACUAUCCCAAUGAAGUCUCCAACAACAGAUACAUCUGGCCACAAAAGAAAAAAAAGGCAAUCUACAAAAUCUUCCAUGGAGAAAACUAUCCAGGAGAAAAGCCUGCCUUCUGCACUUGCUAUGAGCAGUGAAGUAGCAAACAGGACUAGUUCUCAGUCAGAGGGAAGUAAAAAAGACCUUCGAGCCACAAAGCCAGGGAAAGUGAUUGAAAAUGAGUCCCCCUUAGUAGCUGCUGACAGCAGUGUGCUUACUGACAAAGCUUCCCCCAACAGUGCCACCAGACUCAGAAAAUCUGUAGCUGUGACAUCCACUCUCCUAUCCACCAAUCUUCCCACAGCUAGCAAAUUAUUUGAGAUCCAGCGCCCCAAACUUGCACCUAAGAGGCGAUGGACCUGCAGCAAACCUAAAUCUAUCCUUCGGGAGACCUCCAUGACAGCAUCUGAGAAGCUGAUGGUGGAGCCUCCUUCAGCCUAUCCCAUCACACCAUCCAGCCCUCUGUAUACCAAUACAGACAGUCUUACUGUGAUCACACCUGUCAAGAAAAAAAGAGGACGACCAAAGAAACAGCCUUUGCUCACUGUUGAAACCAUUCAUGAGGGAACCUCUACCAGCCCAGUGAGUCCAAUCAAUUGUGAAUUUCCAGGAACAAAAAAAAGGAAGAGGAGACGGAAUCUGGCCAAGUUGGCCCAGAUGGUCCCAGGAGAGGACAAGUCCAUUAGUGAACUCAAGUUUCACAAAAAGGUUGGGAAGCUUGGGGUCUUGGAUAAGAAGACUAUUAAGACCAUUAACAAGAUGAAGACCCUCAAGAGGAAGAAUAUUCUCAAUCAGAUCUUGUCCUCCUGCUCCAGCAGCAUAGCUCUGAAAGCAAAAGUCCAGCCACCAUCUAGUGCUGGGCCAACAACCAUUGAUGCCAGGCUAGGGAAGCAGAUCAAUGUCAGCAAGAGGGGGACUAUCUACAUUGGUAAAAAACGGGGCAGGAAGCCAAGAGCAGAGCUGCAGCCUCAACCAGAAGAACCUAAGACAGCCAUCAAGCACUCAAGGCCUGUUUCCAGCCAGCCAGAAAACCCAGCAGUGCCUUCCAACUUGCAGUCACUUGUGGCAUCAUCACCAGCAGCUAUUCAUCAGCUUUCGAUACAGUUAGUGGGGACUAAUGGCAACCUUAGCCCUGCAAGUACUGAAACAUUUUUUUCAGAGUUAAAAACUAUGCCAAAUCUUCAACCUAUCAGUGCUCUUUCUACAAAAAUACAGAAAGGAAUGCUCAGUGGAACUUGGAAGCUGUCUCCACCCAGAUUAAUGGCUAAUUCACCUUCCCACCUCUGUGAAAUAGGUUCUCUGAAAGAAGUCACACUGUCGCCAGUGAGUGAGUCUCACAGCGAAGAAACCAUACCAAGUGACAGCGGGAUAGGUACAGACAACAACAGCACUUCUGACCAAGCUGAGAAAAGCUCAGAAUCCCGCCGGAGAUACUCCUUUGAUUUCUGCAGCCUGGACAAUCCAGAGGCUAUCCCAUCUGACACCAGCACAAAGAACAGGCAUGGUCACCGGCAGAAACAUCUAAUUAUGGAUAACUUUCUCUCUCAUGAGAGCAUUAAAAAGCCAAAGCACAAGAGGAAAAGGAAAAGCCUGCAGAAUAGAGAUGACCUCCAGUUUCUGGCAGACCUUGAGGAACUCAUCGAUAAGUUUCAAGUGUUCAGGAUUUCCCAUCAAAGUUACACAUUUUAUCAUGAAAAUCCAUAUCCCAGCAUCUUCAGGAUUAAUUUUGAUCACUACUAUCCUGUGCCAUAUAUCCAGUAUGACCCAUUGCUCUGUCUUCGCAGGACCUCUGACAUGAAAUCUAAGAAGAAGCGUGGUAGACCUGCCAAAACCAAUGACACCAUGACAAAGGUGCCUUUUUUACAAGGGUUCGGUUACCCUAUUCCCAGUGGGAGUUACUAUGCACCCUAUGGAAUGCCUUACACAUCAAUGCCUAUGAUGAAUCUUGGUUAUUAUGGUCAGUAUCCAGCUCCUUUGUACCUGUCUCACACGCUCAGAGCAGCUUCCCCAUUUAUGAGACCUACCGUGCCCCCACCCCAAUUCCAUGUGAGCUCUCAUAUGAAGAUGUCCACCACUGCCAAGCAUAAAACAAAACACGGAGGGCACCUACAAACUUCUGUGGGAAUGGGCCUUGGAGACAUGCAGUCCUCUCUGGCUCCUCCAAAGGUUGGAGGAACAAGCCUUUCAAGUGGCCGACUUCACAAAAGGAAACACAAACAUAAGCACAAGCAUAAGGAUGAGCAGAUAUUGGGGAUGCAUGAAGAUCUGAGUGGUCUCUUUGAUAGCAAGUCCACUGGCUUCUCCAGCCAUGCGAUCAAUGAAAGGCUAAGUGGCUCAGAUAAAGAUUUGUCCUUGCUCAAUGAGAAAAGCAAGCAUAAGGAGAAGCAGAAGCACCAGCAUUGUGAAACUGGGCACAAAUGCUCAAAGAGUAAUUUUGAAGUGGAUACAAUGUCUACGUUAUCACUUUCUGAUGCCCAGCAGUGGACACAGAGUAAAGAAAAAAGUGACUCAAGCAAUGAUCCAAUCGACUCUUGCACAAAAAGAUACUCUGGUAAUACUGAGAGUAAUGCAAGAUCAGAGUCUCUGGACAUGUUUGGUGAAAUGAAUUCCUCAAAUGAGAAGCGGGACAAUGAUGCAAGUGAGAAUAAAAGAAGAAGCUUUGAAGGGUUUGGAACUUACAGGGAAAAGGACAUUCAGCCCUUCAGGACAAGUAGGAAGGACAGAAGUACUUAUGAUUCUUCAUCCUCUUCAG